Molecule: messenger RNA, 2652 nt
Organism: Uncinocarpus reesii 1704
Lineage: Eukaryota; Fungi; Ascomycota; Eurotiomycetes; Onygenales; Onygenaceae
Exons: 4
Coding region: 1-2652 (883 amino acids)
Biological process (GO): regulation of fungal-type cell wall organization; activation of GTPase activity; signal transduction
Cellular component (GO): cell cortex
Molecular function (GO): GTPase activator activity
Source: RefSeq, a predicted model, not a curated record
AUGGCGAACUCCCAGCAGAACCCGCAGCCAAAGACUUCACGUCCUGCAGUGACUCCAGCAUCACCAUCCCUGCCUUCAGAGGCACCUUCUCCUCCGUCGAAAAGAGAUUUAGCAUCGUGGUGGAAACAAUUUAAGCGGAAUACAAAGAAAGAAGAUUCAGUGCCACCACCUUCCGGUAUCUUCGGCAUCCCUCUGAACGUUAGCAUUAAAUAUGCCAACGUCGCCAUCUCCCUAACCGGUGAGGAUGGGAAGAGUUUUGUGUAUGGCUAUGUUCCUAUAGUAGUAGCUAAAUGUGGAGUAUUCUUGAAGGAGAAAGCCACCGAUGUCGAAGGCAUUUUCCGUUUGAGUGGCUCCGCCAAGCGAAUUAAGGAUCUACAAGAGGUCUUCAAUUCGCCAGACCGAUACGGGAAGGGUCUUGAUUGGAACGGGUACACUGUUCACGACGCAGCUAAUGUCCUACGCCGAUAUCUCAACCAACUACCCGAGCCCAUCGUUCCAUUAGACUUUUAUGACCGAUUUCGUGACCCGUUGCGACAUGGACGGCCUUAUAGUCAACCGACCGGGGAGGGUGCCGAGCCGAACAACACAGGGAUUCUCAGUCGUGAUGAGGCCGUAGCGGCAUAUCAGCAACUGAUUAAAGAGCUGCCUCCGUUAAAUCGCCAACUGCUGCUCUAUAUACUGGACUUGCUGACGGUCUUCGCAUCCAAAUCCGAUCUCAAUAGGAUGACCGCAACAAAUCUAGCCGCGAUAUUCCAACCAGGCUUGCUUUCUCACCCUAACCAUGACAUGUCGCCACAGGAAUACAGACUGAGUCAAGAUGUACUCGUCUUUCUUAUCGAAAACCAAGACAACUUCCUCUUCGGAAUGACCGGCACUGCAGCAGAUGAGCAAACCGUCAAAGAAAUGCAAGAGCGUGUACAUCCAAAGACUGGCGUACGUCGUUCAGCAUCCAACGCCAGUGGAGGUGCAGAUAGCCUUCGCAAGUAUGAAGCAUUGCGAAGAAACGUAUCUGUGUCUUCGAGAAAUUCUAAAAAUUCUGGUGGAAACGUCGGGAGCCCAACCACUCCAAAAUCCAUCAAUAGCUUUGGAGUUCAUCGAAGUAAUACUGUUCCUUCAAAACGACCUCCAGGACUUUCCCCGAAUGCAUUCAAUCGGUCACCUCAACCAUCGAACCCUCCGACUGGCGGAUUAUCACCGUCUCCCUCCCCGCAUCCAACCUCCCGCUCCAACAGCCGUGUGCCAUCAAUAGAAGUCAUGAAAGAUACCAAAGACACGAAACCAGACAUGCGUAUUGAUAUUAACCCUCCCAUAACCGCUCCCGAGUCCGCCACACAACCCAGUCAGAACGUUGCCGAUACCAAUACCCCGAAAUCGGCUGGGACCCCAAAUCGAGAACGCAAGUUAACCUCGCUUUUCGCCUGGCCAGGUCCUCCUGAGGAUGGUCGACAGCCUAACAGACUAAAGAAAAAGCGUCGGAUACCCGGUAGCGCUAGCGAGAGUGCCCAGAGUUCCACACAGUCACUAAGUUAUCACACGGACGAUAUUGGCUCACCACCUCCCCCAUCGUUGCGUGGACAGCCCGACACUGAUGUGGAUCAGUCACAUGUUUCUACGCCGAGAGCACAUGUUAAUAGCGCUGGUGAUCCGGUUUCACUAAGUAUCUCGCCGCCAGCGCCAAUCGGGGCUCACACCGGCGCCAGUUUCAGCAACUCGUCCCUCGCAAGUUCAGUUUUACAAAAUCAAAUCACAUCACCCGAUAUCGUGCAGGUCAACAAGGGUAGCUCGACAUCUACCCUACCAUCCCAAUCAUCUGAUGUGGGCGGUAGCCAGAUCGUUAGUCCACCUGCCUCCAAGGACAACGGUGAAGAAGAACGCAAAGGCUUUUUCAGCAAGUUCAAGGCCAAAGUCGGUAUCAAAGAAAAAGAGCAUGACCACGGACGAGCCCAAAGUCCUCCUAUUUCUGAUAAUGAUAGAACGCCCGCGCGGACCAGCUUGUCAUUUUUUGCUAGGGAUGGCGGGAAAAGCAACCAAACUCAACCGCUCGACACUACAAAAGACCAACAUCACAUUGGAACUCAAGAUAAGCUUGCGACUGUCGCACCUGCUUCUCCGCCAUCAUCCUUACUUUCAGGAUCCCAAGAUUCAAACCCCCCACCGCCGGCUAUUCAUGAAGUAACAGCCACUACGGAUGUUGUUACCGUACUACCAAAGGUCGAAGAGGAGCCAUCGUUACCAGAGUCAGGUAACGAUGACCCAGUAGGAGUAACGGAACCAGAACCGGACAAAGAACGACCUCAACCGUUGAACCAAGGGUUAGUCCAGGAGGUUACUGAAGCAGCACCUGUUGAAGCCCCUGUUGAAGCGCCUGUUGAAGCGCCUGUCGAAGCAUCUCUUGUUCCUGUUCCAUCUGAAGUUGUUCCCGAACUCCCAGCCGAAAAGCCCUCAGAAUCAUCACAGGCAGCUAUUGAUAUGUCUGUGGAGACUGUUCCUGAAAAGCUGGCGGACCCAAUCAAAGCGCCAAGUGAACCGCCAGUCGAGAUAAAUAUUAAUAAACCAGAGCCGGAAGUCUCAGCGGACCAAGCCACUCAAGCUCCAGCAGCAUUGACGAAUGCACAGGAGGAGUCUAAAUCCGACAUCCAAUCAUCAACAUAA